Cyclocybe aegerita is the source of this 3495-nucleotide messenger RNA. Lineage: Eukaryota; Fungi; Basidiomycota; Agaricomycetes; Agaricales; Hemipholiotaceae. The record is from the annotation of a GenBank genome assembly.
AUGGAGGGCGAUGAGGUUAUCGGUGCACCAAAGCAUCUGGACUGGCUGCAGAUGGUGCGCAUUAAGGAAGGGGAAGUUCCCUGCGUGAUCGCCUAUGUUUCGACUAGGCUAUCCCGCUAUCGUCCCGCUAUGCAUCACGACAUUGUCGACCAUCGCGACAUUCUCGUCCUCUCCCUCUUUAGCAGGGGUGAGGUCCUUAAUUUGAUGAAUGUCUACUCCGACGAUCAACACACAGCCAUCGAGCACCUUGCUGCUCGUGUGCAUUCUCUUCCGCCUUUCAUUUAUAUGGCAGGCGACUUCAACUGCGUUUCGACGACUUGGGAUGACUAUGAGCAUGGCGAGUCGUCGACAGCAAUAUCCCUGCGGGAUACCGCAUCUCAGAUCGGCCUCGAGUGGGCACGACCUUCUAACCAUGGACCGACGAGAAUCAGUCCUAAUCCAAACCAGAGAUCCAAUGUGUUGGAUCUUGUAUUCUUAGCUCCAUCUGAGAUCUUAAUCUCAAUGCCCAGAUUGGAGCACGAUCUCCAGGGUCUGUCAGAUCAUGUCCCGAUCUGCACAGAUCUUGAUAUCGGUCCCGAACCGCCCGGAUCUGGCGAGGCUGAAAAGUCUUUCAUUUUGGAUAUUCUCCGGGAUCUUGCGGCUAUUCCUAUCGCAGCCCUGGCUACCAAGGAAGGCCUUGAAGCUUUAGCCGAUGCUAUCACGACAGCAUUCUCGGACGCAUGGCUUGCCCAUUCAACCGAGUCCAAACCUACCAAGCGCUCCAAGUCCUGGUGGACGGAUGAGUGCUCGGAGACAUUCGGAGUAUAUCCGUUGAGCCGCUCGCUCGCUGAUUAUAACAAGUUCAAGAAGGUGUGUAAGGACGCCAAGCGUGAUUUCUUUGAUGAACGCAUCGCAGAAAUCGCCACUUCUCGCAAGCGCCCAUGGGACCUAAUGGAAUGGGUCAAACAGCGCAAGCUACCACCCUGUGAGGCUAUUCACAAUGGCGACCAGCCUUGCCACGAUAUGGACGACCUCUGGGACGCCCUUCACAGCACGUACAACUCGGCCUCUGGUCACGAGUACGACGCCUCCGUUUUAGAUGAGCUUCCUGAUGAGCCGGUCUGUGAGUGGGCUGACUUCUCGGAGCAUGAGUUGUUGAGUGCCCUGAAGGGGUGCUCCAACUCCUCUGCACCAGGACCGGACCAUGUCACUUGGGUCCACCUAAAGGAGCUGCUCAAGGAUAAACACGUCCUUGCGCUCUUCAUCGUGUUGGCCAACGCUUGCCUUCGGGUAGGUCAUUGGCCACGUAUAUUCAAGGAGUCGCUAUCGGUUAUCGUUCCGAAGCCGACUAAGCCCUCCUAUGCUGUGCCAAAGGCUUUUCGGCCUAUCAUACUCCUCAUCACGUUCGGUAAACUUAUCAAAAAGAUGAUUGCCAAUAGGAUACAGUUUGACGCUGUCAAGCAUGAUAUCUUCCAUCCCAACCAACUUGGCGGCAUCUGCCAGAGGUCAACUGAGGAUGCUGGAUUGAUUUUGACUCAUCUCGUGCGAGCGGGGUGGGUUAAUGGUCUCCAGACUAGCGCGCUAGCUUUUGACAUCGCGCAGUUCUUCCCUUCUAUCAACCAUGAAAUGUUCAUGGCUGUUCUUCGCAAGCAAGGGGUUUCGCCGGUUCUGGUGGAGUUCUUUGCCUCCUAUCCUGUAGGCCGCUCCACAGUUUACUGUUGGAACACCUUCCAAUCCGACUCGCGGUCUGCGGACGUGGGUGUCGGGCAGGGCUCUGCUCUCUCGCCUGUCAUCUCUGGGCUGUUCAUUGCUCCGGUAAUGAAGCUCUUCUACAUCAAGGCGGCGCCGCUUAACACGACGUUGCUUUCCUUUGUGGAUGAUGGGACCAUUCUGGCCCAAUCCAAACAACUUGAUGAUAAUAAUGUGGGCCUGCAUGCCUACAAUCCCUCGCUGGAUUUGGGGUACGCCCCACAUACCGGCGCUACACCUUUGAAGCCCAAGACCUAUUGGAGGUACUUGGGAUUCUACUUUGACCGCGGGCUCACGUUUCAUGAGCACGUUCGCUACUAUGCCACCAAGGCGUUCACCACCGUGCAGGCCAUGCGCAUGCUCGGAAACUCUACUAGAGGGCUCUCGCCUAAACAGCGCCGCCUCUUAUACUGGUCGUGUGUGGUACCCGUUGCCACAUACGGCUAUCGUCUCUGGUAUUUCGAUGGCACUCGCAAUAAGGGCACGAUGAACCAGUUGAAACGGAUGCAGCGAAAAGCUGCUCUAUGGAUUACGGAUGCUUUCCGCACCUCCCCCACAGGCGGUCUUGAGGCUCUAGCAGGUCUCAUCCCUGUCCACCUUAUGCUGAAGAAGUUGGCAACGCACGCAGUGUAUCGCGUAGCCACCCUCUCGGACACCCACCCUCUUCGCUCUAUGAUGGGCGAGGGACUCCUCAAGCGAGCCGCACCACAUGCUCGCUCAGCCGCCUUGAUGACCCCAGCCAUGCGAGGGAAAGUCAAGAGCACUGUCAUGGAGGUGGACGAGCGUGUCCACACCUUAACUGAGAGCUUCGAGCCCUUUGCGCCCGAAGCUCGCCCAGGCGAUCGGUUACUGGACCACUAUGCGGACCGUCUCCACUUUGAUGAGCGCGAUCCUACCCAGGAUAGGCGUCCAUAUCUAGAUGAGCUCAUCGCGAGAGCGAGGGCCAACCCACUAACAGUACUGGCUGCAACUGAUGGCUCUGUCCCUCAGUCCAAUCAGUAUCAGGCGGCUUCGGCUGCUAUAAUCUACAAGGGACAUCGUGAGCUCGAAAGGACUCGUUACGUCUCUGGCAGAGUUACCGCCCCAGAUGCGGAACUCAAUGCCAUCUCGUGUGCAGUGCGCCUUGCUGUCAAGCAGGCAAACUGCCAACAUAUUAUGGUCUUUACUGACUCUAUGGGCUCGGCCCAUAAAGCAGUUGACCCUUCCAUACAUUCUGGUCAGGCUUUUAGCCUGUCAGUCUGUUGCGCUCUCCAAGAGUGGUUUGAGGCGGAUGAUCUCCGCCGCAUUACCUUCGUCUAUGUCCAUCUGCUCUGUGGUGGGAUAUCCAUGGUGAAGCGCACAGACACGCUGCGCUCCCAAGCCGCGCACUCAGUCCUGGAUUCGUGGGGUUCCACUUUCCAGGAUCCAACCUACGAAGGCUCUGAAUUCUUAGAGCUUCAACAGCCGGACGGGCGGCUGCUACAGCCAUCUUACCUCAAUGGGGGACCUUGGCUUUCAACCUUCGGACACAGUAUCACUGAGUUCGCCCGCGUUUGCCGGUGUAUAACUGGCCACGCACCCAUUGGAGCGUAUUACCGUCGCUUCAAGAUCAACAAGCCUCACGGCUGCACUUGCGGGGCUGCUUUGCAGUCCUGUCAGCAUAUUCUCUUUCGCUGUCGCGAUCGCUACUCCGUGCAUUACCCCCGCUUUCUUGGGGAUAUUGCAUCUUUUAUGAAGUACAACCCCACAGCGUUUGGCUUCAACCGAGACCCCUCGGGUGUCGGAUAA